This is a messenger RNA of Mugil cephalus (flathead mullet), 3277 nucleotides long. It is a transcript of the gene stat2, whose product is annotated as signal transducer and activator of transcription 2. The record is from RefSeq and is a predicted model, not a curated record. Gene Ontology annotation, molecular function: DNA-binding transcription factor activity, RNA polymerase II-specific; RNA polymerase II cis-regulatory region sequence-specific DNA binding. Gene Ontology annotation, biological process: cell surface receptor signaling pathway via JAK-STAT; response to peptide hormone; regulation of cell population proliferation. The coding region runs from base 250 to 2661 and encodes 803 amino acids. Lineage: Eukaryota; Metazoa; Chordata; Actinopteri; Mugiliformes; Mugilidae. The transcript has 24 exons.
CGUCAAGUAGUAGUUAGGAGGGAUAAAUAAGUAACCAAUGAAACGGACAUUGAAGAGACUAGAUCUAGGAAAUAACAUUCACACGCCUGUAGACUCCUUGCAGUUGUUUUGUUUCACCAACAGUGAACAGCAAUUGUGGCUUACAACUGGUAAAGCUCGAAAUAAGAGCUAGAAAUGCCCAUAUUUUAAUUCGGCUGUUAGCUACUGAAAUAUUUCUAAGUGGAUUCGUGCAGACAACUUGAAGUAAGGAUGGCACAGUGGGAGAAACUGAGGCAGCUGCCUGCAGUGUACAGACAGCAGUUGCAUGAGCUCUACGAUAGGGACGCUUUGCCCAUGGAUGUUCGCCACUAUCUGUCAGCCUGGAUAGAGAAGCAGGAGUGGCAACGAGCAGCAAGGGAUCACGACUUGGCUGUGGUGCUGCUCCAGGUCCUGCUGGAGAAUCUGGACAUCCAACACAGCCGCUUUGUCCAGGAGGAGUCCUUCCUGCUGCAGCACAACAUUAGACGCUAUAAACAAAACUUCCAGAGGUAUCUGGAUGACCCGUGUGCUUUGGCAAGCGCAAUCCUGUGGUUUUUGGAAAAAGAAAAAGAAAUCUUAGCCAGUGCUGAGCUGGCUGAACAGGUGCAGUUUUUGCGCGUAGAACAGGAAACCAUGGAAAUAAGCAGCCAGCAAGACCUUGAACGUAAAAUGGCCGGCCUCAGGAAUGAAGUGCAGUGUAUGGAACAUACAAUUGUAUGUUUGGAGGAGCAACAAGAUGAGUUUGAUUUUAAAUACCAAACCCACAAGUUGGAAGCUGUGGUUGAUGAGGCCUCGAAGACAGAAAAAAUCAAAGUUUUUCAGCAACUCCUCAACCGACUGAACGAAUGUAGGAAGAGCACACUCGUAGAGUUAACUAAGCUUCUGGACCGGGCUGAAGAUCUCAUCAAUGUGCUGGUGAAUAAGGAGCUGUUGGAGUGGCAGAGGAGACAGCAGAAAGCUUGCAUUGGCGCUCCAGACAAUGUUGGCCUGGAUGAGCUAGAGAAGUGGUUCACCUGUGUAGCAGUGUGUCUGUUCCAGGUGCGUGAGUUUCUCAGUAAGCUGGAUGAGCUGGUUGGAAAAGUGUCCUACGAAAAUGACCCUGUGAAGGCCAAAAAACCUGCACUGCAGAGGAGAACAGACACUCUUCUGAAAGAAUUACUCAAGAGCUCCUUUGUCGUUGAGACUCAGCCAUCCAUGCCUCAGGGGAAAGGACCUCUGGUUCUCCGCACAAACGUGCAGUUCUCUGUCAAGACCAGACUUCUCGUCAAGUUCCCCGAACUGAAUCACUCUCUGAAGGUAGAUGUGUCCAUCGACAGGGAAGCUCCUCAGAUCAAAGGAUAUCGCCGCUUUAAUGUCUUGGGAAGCAAAACUAAAGCAUUGAACAUGACUGAGAGCCAGAGUGGAGGCAUGGUGGCAGACUUCAGACAUCUGACUCUGAAGGAGCAGAAGUCUGGAGGUGGUGGCAAAGGAUGCAGUGAUAUUUCUUUGAGUGUCACAGAGGAGCUGCACGUCAUCUGCUUUGACACUUUGUUUGAGAUGAAGGGCUUGUCAGUUCAGCUGCAGGCCUCCUCCCUCCCAGUUGUCAUUAUCUCCAACUCGAGCCAACAAAAUAGUGCCUGGGCAUCUAUCCUCUGGUUCAACAUGCUCAGUCAGGAUCCCAAGGAUGUUAUGUUCUUUGCCAACUGUCCAGCUGCCAGUUGGCCACAGUUUGGAGAGAUGUUGAGCUGGCAGUUCCUCUUUUCCACUAAACGUGGCCUAGACCAUGCUCAGCUGCAAAUGAUUGCACACAAGCUCUUCGGAAAGCAGCUAAACUAUGACAACUGCAAAGUCUCGUGGUCAAAAUUUAGCAAGGAAAAUUCUCCAGACACUUUCUGGGUGUGGUUUGAUGGCAUCUUGGUGAUGGUGAAAACAUACCUUGAAGACCUGUGGAGAGAUGGCCUCAUCAUGGGUUUUGUGACCAAAGGCAAAGAGAAGUCUCUCCUGAAGAAAAAACAGAGAGGUACAUUCUUGUUGCGUUUCAGUGAAAGUGUGAUUGGAGGAAUCACCUUCUCUUGGGUGGAAUACACCAUAACUGGUGAACCUGAUGUAAAGACGGUCCAACCGUUCACCAAAGUCGACCUUACGCAGAUCCCCUUCCAUGAAAUCAUCAGGAAUUUCCAGAUCUUAGAAGCUGAAAAUGUACCAGAGAAUCCUCUGCUUUACUUGUAUCCCAACACCCCUAAAGAUGAGGCAUUUGGAAAAUACUACCUGGAGAAAAGUGGAGAUGACAGUCCUUACAUAAAGUACAUCAAAACCAAACUGGUGUUUGUUUCAAAGGAGAACACUCUGGAGGCUAGGUCACCCAUGUCCUCUGACAUGACACAGGGUGAAUGCCUGGAGUCAUUGAGUGGCCUGUGUGGAGAGGCAGCUGAACAAGAUGGGGAUCCUCGUCUUCUGACCUUACCUCUGGAGAAUUGUGACUCUGAUCCCAUGCUGACUAGCUGUGCUCCAGCCCCAAUGGAGGAUUUACUGAUGUAUCUCAACAACCCUGACAAUUUUGACUGCAACAUCCCGCAAGAUCAAGUGCUGGCUGAUAUGAGUCAAUUCUCAGUGAAUCCGUUUACCUGUCUGACCCCGCAGUCCUGUGGAAGCAACUUCUCAUAGGGCUCCAUCUGUAUUAAAUCAAACUACUGUUUUGUUUGUCACUCACUCAGCUUUAGUCUUAGCUACACAUGUUGCAACAUCCACGUUGAGCCAUCUCAGUGCACAUAUGGCAGUUUCAGCGAAUUCAGCAUUUAACAUGCAAGUUUUAAUUGUGUUUUUAUGUACUUGACACCCCAUUGAUGAUCCUGAUGUAUCUGUAUUUAAAGAUAGCCUGAUCAGCACUUGCACCUUGAUGUCCACCUUUAAAUCAUUAGAACUGAAGUUUUUAUUAUAAUUCUUCAAAUCAUGUUAACUCUUGUAAGUAAGUAUUAGAUAUUUGAAUGAGCUGGACUCAUCCACUCCAAUUUUGCAUUUUUCGACUAACAUCUAGAAAAAAGAAAAACUAGAUUGGUGGUCAAGAUUAGUGUGGGGUGUUGUGGAGCAUUUAAAAUCAAACUGUAACAUUGACCAGUGAAAAGGAAUUAACCAUUUGUUAUUCCAUUCAAAAAGUUGUAAAUGAACAUAAUGUGUGUUUUUUUUUUUCUUUUUUGCAUCAUCAACUACAAGAACCCUGUUAUAAUGGAAGUGUGGAAUCUGCAAUCAAACAUCUUAACAAUAAAUGACUAAUUCUUUCAAA